Messenger RNA from Leptopilina boulardi, 1501 nucleotides. RefSeq names its product WD repeat-containing protein 82 (gene Wdr82). NCBI's taxonomy places the organism in Eukaryota, Metazoa, Arthropoda, Insecta, Hymenoptera, Figitidae. The transcript has 2 exons. The coding region runs from base 389 to 1339 and encodes 316 amino acids. Gene Ontology annotation, molecular function: chromatin binding; protein binding. Gene Ontology annotation, cellular component: Set1C/COMPASS complex. The record is from RefSeq and is a predicted model, not a curated record.
UAAAAACGCCAUAAUAAACCACUGCAGUAUUUUCUCACGGCGUCGCUCUUGAAUUAGAAUAAUCUAGUAUUGGUGUUAGUAUAAGUACACGCGGGACAAGAGGAGAAAUCACGAUUAAGUCUUGGGAGGAUCCUUUAUCAAUUUUCAAUCAAAAACUCAUUGUGAAUAAAUCUUUAAUAUUAUCAGUGAUAACAAAAUCCACGUGUCAAAGUUUGUUGAGUGAAUAUUAUUCACGAGACUCGCGCGCGGGUUUACGUCCUGCAUUAUAUACUUGACGUAUCAGGACGCGCCGCGAGGCAAUAAUUUCAUCCAAAUUUUUACGAAAUCAGGAAGGGUGAGCGGAAGCACAGAAGGAAGGAAGGAAGGGUCCGCCCGCCCUUCUUUAGAAAUGAAGCUUGUCGACCAUGUGGUGCGAAGUUUCAAAGUCGCGAAAAUAUUUCGCGAGAACACAGACCGAAUUAACAGCAUCGACUUCUCUAAUAAUGGAGAAUUACUCAUCUCAUGUUCCGAGGAUGAUCAAAUUGUCAUUUAUGAUUGCGAGAAAGGGACACAAAUGCGAACCGUCAAUUCAAAAAAAUACGGCGUCGAUUUGAUACAUUUCACACAUGCAAAAAAUACCGCAAUUCACAGUAGUACCAAAAUUGAUGACACAAUACGCUAUUUGAGCUUGCAUGAUAACAAAUACAUUAGAUAUUUUCCCGGACAUACAAAAAAAGUCGUAUCACUGUGCAUCAGUCCAAUUGAUGACACUUUUUUGUCAGGUUCACUUGAUAAAACAUUACGACUUUGGGAUUUGAGAUCUCCCAAUUGUCAUGGGGUGAUGAAUGUUUCGGGACGACCAGUAGCCGCAUAUGAUCCUGAGGGUUUGAUUUUUGCUGCCGGUGUAAAUUCCGAGUGUGUUAAAUUAUAUGAUCUUCGGAGUUUUGACAAGGGUCCAUUCAUCACAUUUAAAUUGCAACAGGAAAAAGAAUGUGACUGGACAGGCCUGAAAUUUAGUCGUGAUGGAAAGACAAUUUUAAUAUCAACAAAUGGUAGCAUCAUUCGACUCGUUGAUGCUUUUCAUGGAACUCCUUUACAGACGUUUACUGGACAUUUGAAUAAUAAAGGAAUUGCAGUCGAGGCUAGUUUUAGUCCCGAUUCGCAAUUUGUUUUCAGUGGUUCCACUGAUGGUCGAGUUCACGUAUGGAACGCAGACAAUGGCUUUAAAGUUUGCAUGUUGAAUGGUGAUCACCCAGGACCAGUACAAUGCAUCCAGUUUAAUCCUAAAUACAUGAUGUUGGCAUCGGCAUGCACGAAUAUGGCAUUUUGGCUGCCCACCAUUGAGGAUUCAAAUGCGUAAAAAAAAUUUAACUCUCAGAAGAGUUUGCUCGCAAGAUUAUUUUGUCAUCGAGAAGAAAAGAAGUUUAAUGAAGUGCAGAAAGAAUGAGUUGAUCGAGCAAGCAAUGUGAUUUAAAAAAAAAAUAAAUAAAAUAAAAAACAAAAAAAAACAAAAAAAAGGAAA